CACAAACUUGUAGCAAUCCACAAAUUAAUUGUUGCAGAAAGAGAUGGAAGCUCAGGAAAUCAGCCAGCAACCUUCCAGCUCUGCGACGGUCCAAGGAAAUAAGUCAAGCCGCUUAAAGGCAUUUUGCAAAUGCAGCGUAGGGUGGAGCUGCGUCAUCACUCGUACGGAGGGUCCAGACGCAGGCAAGGCCUUUGUCAAAUGUGGGGGAGAAUGCACUUGUGUUAUGUGGAGAGGCGGAUGGGACGGUGAUAAAGGACGCAAAGCUGCCGAAGGAGCUAGAAGAUAUGGCAGAAGGAGAAGUAUUCUGCAAGUGUGGUGAAGGGUGGAGUUGUGUGAUCUCGAAAGUUGAAGGGCCUGAUGCUGCUAAAUCCUUCUAUGAAUGCUAAAUCCUUACUGAUUGUUUACAUUUUCUUUGUUGGGUGGUUUCAGUUGUGGCCUUCCUAGUUUGUCUGUCUGUCUGUCUUUGUGCUGUGGUUGGCUUUAGGCCUUUCGGCCCUCUUUUUCUUUGUGGAAUGAUAUUCACAUUUAGCUAAACAA
Messenger RNA from Morus notabilis, 537 nucleotides. RefSeq lists its product as uncharacterized. The coding region runs from base 44 to 319 and encodes 91 amino acids. NCBI's taxonomy places the organism in Eukaryota, Viridiplantae, Streptophyta, Magnoliopsida, Rosales, Moraceae. The record is from RefSeq and is a predicted model, not a curated record. The transcript has 3 exons.